GCUUGAAGCGCUUGUCUCUGGCGCGUCAAGCAGCACUGACUUCUCAAUUUCUAUGAACAUACCAUAAGACCAAAUUACGUCCUUCACUGAAGCUUAAUAAUGGAUGCUGGAUCCUCAGCAAAUGGCCUCAACUAUAUCCCUUAUACGUCCAAGCGGCACUCAAGGACCAUGUCUGGGGUCUCUGAUGGUGUAAAUUCUGACACAGCUACAGAGCCUAGCAUAUCAGAUGAAGUCGGACCAUCCACAUCACGUUCCUCGUUGCCCACGUCUGUCACACAGGCCACUGAGCUCCCGGGUCCGCCGAUGCCUGAGAAGCGCACCGUACCUCUGAAAUCGAGGUCCACCUUUCGGAGAAUAGGGAUGCGCAACUCCCAACCCCCAACACCAUCCCCUCUACGACCAAUUACCAUGAGCACAUCUACUUCAUUUCGCACGCUCACUGCAGCAUCAGCUCGUGGAUCCAGGAACGAAAAUUCGAUCCCUGGAUCGCCUUCCGGACCCAACGCAUCUCUUCCUGUGUCCGCGAUCGACUCCUCGCCUAAGCUCAAUGGAGGCGAGCAUUUCAACAGUCCCGCAACUCCAUCUUCUCCGAAGCCAUCGCCAUCGGUUUCGCCUUCCCCAAAGCCUUUAGACGCACCAUUACCGCCGACCCCCCCAUCUCCCCUACCAUUAGUCAUGCCGCCUGACACCAACGCAUCUUCAUCACAACCAUCCACUUCUCAAACCGCUGAGCCGAAGGUGACACGAGUAGCAGCACCUUAUCGUCCUGGCUUCCAACCCAAGGGAGUAUAUCGACAUCGUACGGAGGAGUUUUGCGCUCUCCGAGAUUCAGGUACAGGCCAGCGCAAGUCUGAGGAACGCCGAAUUGAGAGGAGGUUAGAGAAAAUGAUAGACCUGCACUUCCCCCCUGAAACCCACUCCACCCCACGACUUGCAGAAAGCCGACGAACUUCUUCCAUUUUUACCGAGCUCAAAGGUAAGACCCCGGGGGAUUUACUGCGCAACGCAAUGGAAGCCAAACCGGGAUCGCCUGCAGCCUUAAGAAAUGCUGAACAAGUCAUUACACCUUGGCAAGACGACUCGAGCGCUAAAGCAUGUCCAAUAUGCCAAUCGUCAUUCCAGCCAUUGCUAAAUCGGAAGCAUCACUGCCGUCUCUGUGGCCGGGUGGUCUGUUCUCUUCCGACCCAAAAGCCAAAACGCCCAAGGCCUUGUUCCCUCCUAGUUGCUUUCGACCACCAACUCGGCCAGGUCAUCCCAGUACCAGAAACGAUAGCAUAUGGAGUCACCAAACGACCUGUUCAUCAACGGUCUGGUUCGGUUGUCGAUACCGAUAAGGAUAUGCAACCUAAAGGCUUUCGGGUUUGCCGGGAUUGCAAUGUUAUUAUAGACCGAAAACAGUUCUUGCAAGAAUCGCUUCGGCCAACUACAUUCACCAAACUUCACGGGCGAUUAAUACGCAUAGAAACAGAAAUGGAGACCCUCCUGGCCGAACUGGAUGCCCUCUUGCCCUCCAUGCCCCUUUCUGUCGAAAAUCCCGACGCUGCAGCCUUACGAAAGCAGUUCUCCGUACUAUUCACAGACUACGACACUGUAGCGAAACGAAUACGUGGGCUCUCUUGCCCCCCGGAUGGUUCUCAACACCGAAUGCAACAGGCGGUCUGGAUGAGGGCAGUGAAUUUCAUGCAACUGCACAUGAACGUCCUCAAGCGGAUGCCUAAGCCGCUGCCCACAAACGCAGCGGCUCCGCGACUCCCGCAGAUUCUGAGAAGGCUGAGAUACAGCAGGAUUCGAUUCUCGCACAUGUGCUACAACCACUCCUUGAGCAGGAAGCUCUGCUCGAAUCCUUCGUGGAGCAAGCGACUGCCCAACGAAAAUUCGAAGAUGUCAAAUCACUGAAAGUCAACCUUGCUGAGAUCAAGGCGGAAAUCGAUAGAAUCGUAAAAACUUCCAGUGCCACCCCAAACGAGCAUAAUAGUGUCAGUGGGAAGAAAUGAUGCCGUACGCUAAAUAC
This is a messenger RNA of Cantharellus anzutake, 2011 nucleotides long. Its product is annotated as FYVE zinc finger-domain-containing protein. Gene Ontology annotation, molecular function: metal ion binding. The coding region runs from base 100 to 1896 and encodes 598 amino acids. The record is from RefSeq and is a predicted model, not a curated record. The transcript has 10 exons. Lineage: Eukaryota; Fungi; Basidiomycota; Agaricomycetes; Cantharellales; Hydnaceae.